AUGCUUGAUGCAGCGUUGGCAUACAAGUCAGCAAUAAAAGAGCUGACGGGGGAUGACAAUUAUGGAGUGAGCAACUAUGAGCUGACGAGAACAGAGUGGACAGUCCUGGAGAAUCUCUGUGAUGUGUUGAAAGUCCUAAAGGAUGCUACACUCUACUUCUCUCAUUCAACACCCAAUUUAGCAACUGUGAUACCAGCAAUGGAUCACAUUGAUCAAGUCUUCGCAAUGGCAUCAAUUCAAAAUGUGGAUCUAGUGCCACCAAUACGAGCAAGCCUUCUCAUCGCGAAGAAGACUUUGAACUGGUACUACAGUCUGACUGAUGCAUCGGAUCUCUAUCACAUAGCUAUGAUUCUGCAUCCUUGUUAUAAGCUCGACUACUUUGUCGAUGCUAACUGGGAGGCUAGCUGGAUCACAGAUGCAUGCAAGGUCAUACAGGAUGAAUUUGAUCGCAAGUACAAGAAUCUAAUGGACAAUGUCAUCGUUGUGGAGGAUGGUGCCGAAGAUGGUACACAGGUAUGUACUCUCUUCAUAACAUUUUAUGCUAGCUGA
Molecule: messenger RNA, 549 nt
Organism: Desarmillaria tabescens
Lineage: Eukaryota; Fungi; Basidiomycota; Agaricomycetes; Agaricales; Physalacriaceae
Exons: 3
Coding region: 1-549 (182 amino acids)
Biological process (GO): regulation of transcription by RNA polymerase II
Cellular component (GO): nucleus
Source: RefSeq, a predicted model, not a curated record